AUGGGUAAAGGAUCGCUGCUGGUGCAGUGGGAAAGUGCUCAGCUGCUGACCAGAAGUUUGGCGGAUAGAGGCCAUCCAGCAUCUGUGCAGAAGAAAGACCUGGAGAUCUGCUCCAGUAACAAUUACAGCUUAGAAGGCCAUGACUGCAGCAUUCAAGAAAAAAUUGACUUAGAAAUUCGAAUGCGAGAAGGAAUAUGGAAACUCCUUUCUUUGAGCACUCAAAAAGACCAGAUUUUGAAUGCAGUUAAGAAUCUCAUGGUUUGCAAUGCUCGAAUAAUGGCUUACACAUCACAGCUACGGAAAUUAGAAGAGCAGAUGGCAAAUCCAACUGGAAAAUGUGAUGUGAAUUUUGACAGUCGAGAACGAAUAGCCUGUAAAGGAAAGAUUGCCAUAUCAGAUAUCCGAAUACCACUAAUGUGGAAGGACUCUGAUCACUUCAGCAAUAAAGAACAAUCACAGCGCUAUGCCAUUUUUUGUUUAUUCAAAAUGGGAGCUGAAGUUUUUGACACCGAUAUGGUGAUUGUGGAUAAGACAAUCACAGAUCUAUGCUUUGAAAAUGUAACUAUAUUUAAUGAAGCCGGGCCAGACUUUCAGAUCAAGGUGGAAGUAUACAGCUGCUGUUCAGAAGAAUCUUCUAUAACCAACACUCCAAGAAAACUAGCUAAGAAACUGAAGACAUCUUUAAGUAAAGCUACAGGAAAGAAAAUAAAUUCAGUGCUUCAAGAAGAUGAUAAUGAAAGGAACGUGCUCUUCAGUUCCGCUGCUUUUGGUGCAAAGUAUAAUUUGCUAGCUCAUACUACUCUGACCUUGGAAAGUAUUGAGGAUAACUUCAAGACUCAUAAUCUGUCUAUUAAUGGAAACGAAGAGUCUUCAUUCUGGCUUCCCUUAUAUGGUAAUAUGUGUUGCCGAUUAGUUGCCCAGCCAGCUUGCAUGGCUGAGAAUGCAUUUGCAGGAUUUCUGAAUCAGCAGGAAAUUGUAGAAGGUCUAAUUAGUUGGAGAAGGUUGUAUUGUGUUUUAAGAGGGGGCAAACUCUUUUGCUUUUACACCCCAGAAGAAAUUGAAGCUAAGGUGCAGCCAACCUUGGUAGUACCCAUUAAUAAGGAAACUAGAAUCCGGGCAGUGGAUAAGGAUGCCAAGAAAAGAAUCCAUCAUUUCUCUGUCCUCAACCAUGGUGCUGGACAGAUAUUUUCAGCUGACAGUAGAGAAGAUCUUCAGAAGUGGAUGGAAGCCUUCUCGCAGCAUUUCUUUGAUCUUUGCCAAUGGAAGCAUUGUUGUGAAGCACUUAUGAAAAUUGAGAUUAUGUCACCACGGAAACCACCUUUGUUCUUGACAAAAGAGGCAACCUCAGUCUACCAUGAUAUGAGCAUUGAUUCUCCUAUGAAACUUGAAAGUUUAACUGAUAUAAUACACAAGAAAAUUGAAGAGACAAAUGGACAGUUCCUUAUCGGUCAGUGUGAAGAAUCCUCACCACCUCCCUGGGCCUCACUCUUUGAUGGUAAUCAUCAAAUGGUCAUUCAGAAGAAGGUGUUAUCUCCUGAAAAUGAGCAGUUACAGGAUGGGAAAAGGAAAAAGAGACGAGCUCCCCUUCCUCCUUCUGAUAAACCUCCCUUCAGCUUAAAAACACAUUCCAACAUAGACCCACUGGCUAUGAGCAAGUGGGAAAAAACUAGUGUAUCUCGGGCCUCACCUUUGGAAACCAAAUUAUCAAGCCUAAUGCAUCACCUACAGAAACCAAUGGCUGCUCCUCAAAAACUGCUUUCUGCCACAAAACAUGGUUUAAGUGAUGGUGAGCACGUAGACUCUAAAACCAAUUCUGAAGCCAAGCCAGUGCCAGCUGCAAGGCAGAAAUCCAUCAAAGACAUCUUGGACCCUAGAUCAUGGUUGCAGGCACAAGUAUAG
Molecule: messenger RNA, 1899 nt
Organism: Chrysochloris asiatica (Cape golden mole)
Lineage: Eukaryota; Metazoa; Chordata; Mammalia; Afrosoricida; Chrysochloridae
Gene: RTKN2
Product: rhotekin 2
Exons: 12
Coding region: 1-1899 (632 amino acids)
Biological process (GO): positive regulation of cell population proliferation; signal transduction; hemopoiesis
Source: RefSeq, a predicted model, not a curated record